AAAUGAAUAAAAUGGACUCUUCAGCAAUAACUAUGCCUGCUACUGGUAUAACUGGUACUGGCACCACUGCUGGUCUGCAAGAUGCAAAGGACUUGACUCGUCUGGAGCGAAUUGGUACACAUUCGCAUAUUCGAGGUCUUGGUCUGGAUGAUGCGCUUGAGCCUCGUGCAACAUCACAGGGUAUGGUUGGUCAGCUAAAGGCACGUAAAGCUGCUGGUGUGAUUCUAGAGAUGAUCAAGCAAGGCAAAAUUGCAGGUCGUGCUAUCCUUAUGGCUGGUGCACCAGGAACUGGAAAGACUGCCAUUGCCAUGGGCAUGGCACAAGCCCUUGGACCUGAUGUACCAUUUACCAUGUUGGCUGCAUCUGAAAUCUUUUCACUAGAAAUGUCUAAAACCGAGGCUCUUAUUCAAGCAUUUAGAAGAUCGAUUGGUGUACGCAUUAAAGAAGAGUCUGAGCUAAUUGAGGGUGAAAUCGUCGAGAUUCAGAUUGAUCGCGAUGCUACGGGUGUGGGUGCCAAAUCGGGAAAGCUUACUCUUAAAACCACCGACAUGGAGACUGUGUAUGAUCUUGGUCAAAAGAUGAUCGAAUCGCUUAACAAGGAGAAGAUUACUGUUGGUGAUGUCAUUUCCAUUGACAAGGCUAGUGGACGUAUUACAAAGCUUGGCCGUUCGUUUACUAGAUCCAGAGACUAUGAUGCCAUGGGCCCAGAUGCUAGAUUUGUUCAAUGCCCUGAAGGCGAACUUCAAAAGCGCAAGGAAGUUGUACAUACGGUGACACUUCACGAAAUGGAUGUGAUCAACAGUCGCUCACAAGGAUUUAUUGCACUCUUUGCCGGUGACACGGGUGAGAUCAAGUCGGAGAUUCGUGAGCAAAUUAAUGUCAAAGUUGCAGAAUGGCGUGAAGAGGGAAAGAGCGACAUUGUUCCUGGUGUAUUGUUUAUUGAUGAAGUGCACAUGCUUGAUAUCGAGUGUUUCUCUUUUCUCAACCGUGCUUUAGAAGAUGAUUUAUCCCCUAUUGUCAUUAUGGCUUCCAAUCGUGGCAUUACUAAAAUUCGUGGCACUAGCUACAUGUCCCCUCACGGUAUUCCUAUUGAUUUACUGGAUCGUGCGUUGAUUAUCAGCACUUCUCCCUACUCUGAGGCUGAAGUGCGUCGAAUUCUAAGUAUUCGAUGCGAGGAAGAAGAUGUAGAAAUGACUGAGGAUGCUCUGGAAGCGCUUACGACUAUUGGAAUGGAUACCAGUUUGCGUUAUUCUAUUCACUUGAUUACCGCUGCAAAUUUGGUUGCUCGCAAGCGCAAGGCCUCCGAGGUGGAUGUUCAGGAUAUUCAGCGUGUUUACUCACUGUUUCUAGAUGAGGGCCGUUCUGUUCAAUAUCUCAAGGAGUAUCAAGAUCAGUAUAUGUUUAAUGAAGCCAGCCAAAGCACUAUGGAAAUCGACGCUCAGUCCUGAAAUCUUGAUAAAAACAUCACUAUUAAACAAUUUCUUUUUCUUUUGCC
Molecule: messenger RNA, 1495 nt
Organism: Batrachochytrium dendrobatidis JAM81
Lineage: Eukaryota; Fungi; Chytridiomycota; Chytridiomycetes; Rhizophydiales
Product: RuvB family ATP-dependent DNA helicase reptin
Exons: 11
Coding region: 3-1448 (481 amino acids)
Biological process (GO): regulation of transcription by RNA polymerase II; chromatin remodeling; box C/D snoRNP assembly
Cellular component (GO): NuA4 histone acetyltransferase complex; R2TP complex; Ino80 complex
Molecular function (GO): ATP binding; DNA helicase activity; ATP hydrolysis activity
Source: RefSeq, a predicted model, not a curated record